UCGAAAGUUUCGUGACAAGCGCGCUCCAGGUCAGUUUUCUUCUGUCCGAACGUCGUUCAUGCAUUUCAACAAGUGGUUGCCUUUGCAGACGUCUCUGUCCUUACUCUAUGAUUGAAUGCAGUGUAAGGUUGUUUGAUGACAUCGACUUGUCAUAUGUUUGAGACUUUACAACGUCUUAAAACACAAGAUGGCGUCCACCAGGAAGAAGAUGAUGCAGAAGAGCAAACAGUUUCUUGAGGAGAAGAUUCAAAGGAUUGAGGCUGAUCAGCAGUGGUUAGCUCAAGCCAUCAUGGACAUCUCACAACCUGCCAUAACCGAAGCCAAGAAGCUCCUUGGUGAAUUGGACCAGAAGAGAUUCUUCAAAAAGUACCAGGAGGUAACGUCUACCCUGGAGACCAGUUCCAGUACACUGGUCCUACUGGUAGCUUCGUUUCCAUCCAAAGAAAAUGACUCUGAUGGUAGCGAGUCCAACUGCAGUGCAGAUUCAAACUCGGAGCUCAAUGAUGCCUCAAUCUUCAGCAACGCAAGCUCUGUGACAGCAUCCUCACUUGGGUCAAUAAAAUCCCGCGAUGGCACACUGCGAGUAAAAGAGUCUGGCCUCGCUGGAGCAAAGAAGAAAGGACUUCGGGAGUCCCACCCGGAGACCAAAGGGGAUGUUGGUCAAUCAAAGCCUAGCGUGUCUGGAGCCAUGGCUACAAAAGAAGGCUGUAGGACAGUGAGUCCGCUACACGAGUACGAAUCGGGGACCGGCAACAGCAGAUUGGCAGAUGUUGUUAGUAGCAAUGAACGGUUCGAGUCUGCCGUUGAACAUGACAAAAUCAAAGCUCAAAAUCUUGACAGUGCAUCUUCAGUUGUGAACGUUAAUAGAGAGACAAAACCCACUGGUAUUAAACAUGCACAUUUGGAAGGUGGUGUUCUUGAAGGUAACUGUGCAGUGCCAAAGGGAAGACCUGCUGAGCAUAGUACCAUGCCAGAGAGUGCUCCCUUGAAGAGUGCACAACAUCAAGUCUCUGCCACAGCCUCGGAACUAUCACCUCACCCAACCUCAAAGGUACUUCCUCCCCCAACCUCGGAGGUAUCGCCUCCUCUCGGGAAAGCAACCUCCACAUCAGAAGACCCUACAACUCAACCCCAACAAUCUCAGCCACCGUUUCAGAAUCCGCUGGCGCCAAUGCAACCCUGCCCUCUGUCGUAUGAAAUAGCCACAGGAAAACAAACAGCUGUCAUCAGGCCCAUGGAGGUCAAAUCCAGGGGUCAUGUGGAGGUCAUAGUAAGUGAGGUCAAGAGACCGGCGCUUCUAUGGAUCCAGCUGGCAGACUCUCCACUCAGUAGUUUUGUGGCAGACCUCAAUAAUUUCUACAGUGAUGCACAAAUUGUGAGCAUACCCGUCCCUGCCCCAGAGGUGGGCACCUUCUGCUGUGCACGUUACUCACAAAACAACUGUUGGUAUCGGGCUCGCAUAGCAGGGGUUACAAAGGAAACGCCAAGCAGUACACAGAAUCCUCACGACCCCUCCAGGAUCUUAGUGGAUGUGAUUUACAUCGACUACGGCAAUCGGGAGAAGCUGAACUUGACGAGGGUGCGGGUCAUCCACCCAAAGUUCACCGAGCUGCCGGCCCAGGCCUUUUGCUGCUCACUUGGAAAGGUGAAGCCACCAGUAACCAGCGGCUGCUGGACCAAAGAGCAGACCUAUUUCUUUGCUAGUCUGGUCAUUGGGAAGAUCUUGGAGGCAUCAAUCCAUGUGGUGGUGGGUCGACGAAUGCCCUCGAUAGAUAUGUCAGCGCCGUUCAUGAUCACAAGAGAUGGGGGAGAGGGACAAUGUGUUCAGGUUGAUGUUGCUCAGUGCAUGGUUGAGAGAGAGAUGGCGCAGUAUCUGGAAGGAUGUGGUCCGCCCAUACAACCUCAUCCAUCACAACAACCCACUCCAGACAUAUCAUCUUCAGGUGGUUCAAGAGACAGACAAUUAAAAGAGAAUGUUGAGCCGUCUCUCAAAAGUGCAGCAGGUGAUGACAGAACCCAAAACUUGACAAGGUCAACAAGUUCUUCAUCAAAGGAGGAUACUAGAGAAGGAUCUGUCACUUCACAACCAAGUAGCGGCCAUGAAGCAAGAAGACCUUCAGGAGGAAACCCCUUGCCCAAGGAGCCACAAAACCAAGACCAGGUACCCAAUUCCGACAGACAACAGCAAGAGAACCCUCGAGAGGUUGAUGAAAGAAACUUGCCGAAAAGGAAUUCACAAGCUGAAAUCGCUCCGCGAUUCACCAAGAAAAAAAUGGAGUAUCUAGACACUGUCUCUGGACAUCACGCAGACUCCCGGAGGGCGCAGGACAUCAGGCACAGUGGAACAAGCCAACCAAUUAAUGCAAGACACCAGAGCCAGUCAGAUGAUCCAAGACCAAGACAGACUGACGAAGAUUCUGUUUACGAGCACGCAGACGGCGAUCAAUACUUCAAGGAGGCAGACGCCGCACCAGGAAGAACAGAACAGAAGGAGCACAUCAGUACGACCAACUCGUCUUCUUCUGAAGGCCAAAAUAAAUCGCAGUCUACCAACUCCAAGGGUCACCUAAAAUGGUCGGGCCGUGGAAGCAGAAUCAAUCAUCCUACAAAUACUCCAUCUCAACAAUUGUCUCGAGGAAGAAAGAAAAAUGAUGGAGGUCAGCAAGACGACCUAUCAGCAUCUCCAUCAAGAGAAACCAUGCGGGAAGGAAGCAUUCCAAGUAUGGAGUUUAGAAAGUCUUCCACCGUGUCUUUCAGGAACAAAUUGGGCAGAGGAAACGGGAGAAAAACAACAUCGGGUGGAACUGGAAAGCUGCUAGACACAAGAGAUACCCCUUCACCCCAGGCACACCCAGCAGAAGAAGAAGAAGAGUUUGAGAGGAUGAGCCCAAACUCCUCAAGCGGAGUCUCAAGCUACAACUCUGGGCAGAGCAACGUGCAGGCAACGGCGACGCCUCAGGCGGGUUCGUUAAAUGAGGAAGUACCUUCUAUCAGGUCCCAAGAGCCCAGACGAAGAGCUUCUGGCGGUAGCAACUACCAAGAUGAGAAUUCUAAACAGGGUGCUGUAUCUAAACAGCCUGAACAAUCCACAACAUACACAACCAGUCAGGACAGAAGACAAGGAAAAGUUACAGGGAGUAAGAAAGCUGAAGCCGAAGACCUGAAAUCUUUGAGUUCUGCCUCAAAGAAUCUUUCAUCAAGCUCUGGGUCUUUCUUCUCAGCUGUCGGAGGUUUAGACACAUUCGAGAAUACAUCUAAGACUUCCCCCAGUGGACCACCAGCUCAGAAGGGUAAACCCAAGGACAGCAACCAUCUGCAGCUUUGUGUAAGAUCCAGCCUUCAAACGAAGGAUGGCUGUGUCCGUAUGGCCAUGUCCCACAUUGUCAGUCCACAGGAGUUCUACGCACACCUCAUCACCAAGGAUGUUGAGAAGUUGGACUACUUGGACAAAGACCUCAAUGACUUCUACAACAGCGAGAAGAAUGUUGCCAGCCUGACGGAAAACCUUGUCCUAGAGGAGGGCUGCCUGUGUGCUGCAAAGUACACAGUUGAUGGGACGUGGUACCGUGCCAGGAUUCUGGAUAUAAAAGAUGAUAUUGAGGAUGCCAAACGCUCAGAUGAGGGUGGGGCUCCAUCUACAUCCGAAAAAGCGAUACCCCACAAGAAGGUCCAACUGUUUUAUGUAGACUAUGGGAAUAGGGAGUGGAUGGCGGCGGAUGCUAUCAAGCCACUGCAGUCGUCGUUCUAUGACCUGCCAGCUCAAGUGAUCAAGUGUUGUCUCGCUCACAUCUACCCGCCAGAUAGUCCAGGGGAGUGGGAAGGAAGUGGCACGUCGAUAGUAAGUUCCAAGGAUCACCUGAGAGGAGGAUGGAGUGAGGAGGCGGUGGUUGAGUUUGCCAAGAUGACCGGCUACGAGAAGCUGCUUCUUGGCAGACUCCUAAAAGAGUGCGAUGAACAAAGUGAUGAGCCUCUGCAGGUCUUACUGUUGGAUCCAUCCAGCCCAUGGGAAAUAUGCAUUAACCAACAACUGGUGAACAGUGGUCUGGCUGCCUCAUCAAGAUUAAAGGCUGUUGCAGUGCAGCAAGACUCGUUAGAGCCCACAGAGGUGACCAGUCAGCAGCUGCUGAAAGCUUCAGAAGGCUGGAAUAUAAAGACGGGCCAUGAGGGCUACGAAACCGUCGAGGAAGGAGCGUUGGCCGAGGCCAAAGGACAAAUUGUACCCAGAGAAAAGUGGGAUCCCAUGACGUCCGAUUACACGUCCGAUCGGAACAGCUACAACAUCGAUGUAGAUGAUCCGGGCGUUGCAACUGUAGGAUACAAAGCUCAAUCCACCAAGUCAAUCUGCAAAUUCUUCUCCUCGGGACGGUUGUGUUACCGUGGCAACCAGUGUCCACACGAGCAUGUCAGGCAAGGCGAGAUACCAGGAGAGUCAGUGGGUGUCUUCUACUCAAACAACCCGAUCAGGCCGCCUCAAGCGGGCAACUGGGUGGCUCUUCAGGUCACGGCUCUCCAAAGUGCAUUUCAUUUCUGGGCACAGUUACCGUACUCGGCGAGACCACUGGACAGUCUGAAGCAGACGGGGGCGCCGUCCGACGACGACUACGAAGUCGAAACUUUAGAAAUGCUAGAAGUGGCACUAAAUCAAGCCUACAACUCCUCGAAGCGCCACCAAAACCAACACGCAAACCAAAUCCUGAGAGCCCAAGGGGAGAUGGUCUGCUGCCAGUCCCCGCAAGAUCAACGGUUCUACCGGGCAAGGGUCAGAGAAGUUGACACCCAACAAGACUCGAUGCAGGUUUUCUAUGUAGACUACGGCGACACCGAGUGGGUACCCUCCUCAAACAUUCGCGACAUGCAGCCACAGUUUCUGCAUUUACCUCUUCAGGCAGUGGAGUGUUAUCUGGUUGGUGCGAGGCCUGUUGAGUUUAAUGUUGAUGAGGCCGGUACUGGACAUGAUGAGGAGGCAAGAAAAAUGUUUGAGGAGAUGGUAUCCAAGAAGACGCUAGUCGCGCACAUCGCUAAUGCUUACCCAAUUCUUGAGGUGGAGCUGUACGACACAAACGGGAAAUCAGACAUCAACAUCGGCAUGGCGCUGAUCGAGAAUGGACUCGCAACACGAGAGGAUUGGGAAGACAUCCAGGACGACACCCAGGAGACCUCAUCGUCUGAGGGCGGGAGAGGAUCGAGAUCUAACCGUGGGGGAAGCAACCAGGCAGCAGGGGGUAGCCGAUCAGAGACAAGCUCAGGGGUGGUGGAAGUCAAAUACACUCCAGUGUAGUCGAGAAAGAGCACAUUUUUUCCCCACUUUUUAUUACCUUGACCAGUUUCCUGAAAGAAGGUUUGAGUUUUAAUCUUGAUAUCUCAUGUUGUGCUUUGCCAGUGACACCUUUAUUAGGUGUGGUGUGCGGUAGUACAAUGUGUAAAUCUCUUUUGAGCAGUGUUGGUUCUUGAAAGAACCUAUGGUUUGACAACUCAAUAUUUCGGUUACGUUCUCCUGAAGACGAUCAGAGCAUACUGAUCAAAACAUUGAGUUGUCAAACCACCGGAUCUUUUCAGAACCAACACUGCUCAAAAGAGAUUUACACACGGUGCUACCGUAAACCUCUACCCAGCUACAUUGUACAUGUAUACGCUCCCUAUGCAAUCUUUCCAAUCCUACCAGGUGCCACCUUUGAUGUGCCUUCCCUUAAAGCAUGUGGACAGUAUUGGUAAAUGUCAAAGGCCAGUAUAUGUUCUUUGAUCCAGCAUUUAGGUGAAAAAAAACAUAUUCUAAAUAUCUCCUGGACUGUUGGACAAAAUCUCCCCGAUUACAAGAUGCAAAUGUUGGCGGCUCAACUUAUGUCCAAACAAAACCUGGCAAAUGUCUUUCAG
Messenger RNA from Asterias rubens (European starfish), 5871 nucleotides. RefSeq lists its product as uncharacterized. Bases 188 to 5278 code for a protein of 1696 amino acids. The transcript is spliced from 18 exons. Gene Ontology annotation, molecular function: metal ion binding. The record is from RefSeq and is a predicted model, not a curated record. NCBI's taxonomy places the organism in Eukaryota, Metazoa, Echinodermata, Asteroidea, Forcipulatida, Asteriidae.